UAAGCUAGGUUAACGGCUGGUGGUGUGUCGUAGAUCGUUGUUUGACAUCUUACCCGCGGAGAAAUAGUCCUGGACCGCGUAGAAGACCUCGUUACAAUUUUCUCGUAUUUGUCUGGGAUGUAUGGAUGGAUAGUUGACGGAAUCUCGUCGCUGUUUGAGCCCAUUUCGGGGCAAAACCCCACCGAGUGGCCCGGGAAAGGUAACGUUAGCCAGGAGGAACCCACGCGACCUGGCGUGAGAGCGGCAGCACGGCGGCAGGAGAGCAACGGCAGACCGGCAAAACGGAACUACCAGAGUGUGCAUGUUCCAGAUGGUGUUUGCCAGACUGACCAGGUAGAGGUGAAAAGGCGCAGGCGAGAUGUAGUAAUCAGCUUUGUAAAGAAGACUGUGGCUGGUGUAGCAGGUCUACUCGGGCUGCGGAAACCGCUGUCUACCAAGUGUGAGAAGCCCAGGCAAUGUGAAGAGACACAGCCUGUCAUUCUGAUGGGCAUAGAUGAGCUUCAGACCUCAUGGCUGAACAGUGCUGAGUGGAGAAUGGAUAAACCGGCUGGUGGAGUAAAUGAGAGGGGUGGGAAGAAUCCCUAUCAGAGCUCUUCACUUCCUUUAAUGAGAAAAUACAGUGGGACAGCACUUUCUGCAGGUCUCCCAGACAGAGGGAAGGACCGGGAGUGGAGAGGCUCCCUCCAGCUGCUGCCUUCGAGGCCUACUCUCAGGGUGGGAAAUGCUAGUUCUGACCCAACGUGUAAUGGCUUUGGACACAACCGCAACUACAAGCCCAGUCUUACUGUGGAAGAGGCCAUAAAGCAGAACAAUAAAGAGCACUACAGACGCUUGGUGGAGAUGGUGACAGAGAAAUACAGCAAAAGUCAACCACUACCUUUCAAUCAAACAAAACCACAAGAUGAGUCGCUGUCACACGUUGAUCACAAAACUGCUGCUUCAGGAAAUACCUUUGAAUCAGUGCCCAGAAAGACGGGAUACACAGCUGUGCCAAAUGUAUUUACAUGGAGAAAUGCAUCUGCAACGAAGGACAGGUGGGGUGGCUUGACCUUCAGUAAGUCAUUCAGUGGAGCCUUUGAGGACAAACAGCCUGUUAGAUGUACAAAGCAGAAACAAGCAGCAGAGGUGGAUCUUUCUACAGAAGUGGCUACUCGCCUCAAGCUAGUCGACAGAGACACUCCUGCUGUCAGCCUGCCUGAAACACAUUCUGCACAUACAUGGCACAGUGAGGAGGACAUACCUAGGCUGACCAAGGAAAUGGUCGUGGAGGUGAGUGGAGCUCUGGCUCAGAGUGAUCCCAACCUUGUUCUCAGUGCAGCUUUCAAACUUCGCAUCACACAGAGAGACCUGGCCACACUCCAGGAAGGCGGCUGGCUCAACGACGAGGUAAUGAACUUCUACCUUUCGCUGGUCAUGGAGCGGUGCUCUGGCGAAGCAGGACGAUUCAAAGUCUACUCCUUCAGCACCUUCUUUUUCCCAAAGCUGCGGGGUGGGGGAGGAGGAGGAGGGGGGCAGGUUGGAGGACAUGCUGCUGUGAAGCGAUGGACCAAAGCUGUCGACCUCUUCCUCUUUGACCUCAUUCUGGUUCCUCUGCAUCUGGGCGUCCACUGGGCAAUGGCGGUGAUUGAUUUUACAUCAAAAACAGUGAAGUCAUACGACUCAAUGGGCCAGAGACAUGACGACAUCUGCAGUCUUUUGCUACUCUACCUUAAAGAGGAGCACAAAGCAAAGAAAGGCAGAGAGCUUGACUGUGCCAAAUGGACUGUUGGAAGCUUAAGAGCUGGCGAAAUUCCCCAGCAGAAAAAUGGGAGUGACUGUGGUGUUUUUGCAUGUAAAUACGCUGACUUUAUCGCAAAAGGCAGGCCUCUCACCUUUAAACAGUGCCACAUGCCUCUCUUCAGGAAGUUAAUGAUGUGGGAAAUCCUCAAUCAGAAGCUGCUAUAGAGGAUCGCAGUAAUCUCAUUUAACUUCCUAACAAAACAGACUUUGUCAGUGGGAGCAACAUCUGUGUACAGCAACUACGUGUUGAAGACAAAAGGAAAAAAUGGGCCAAAGAAGUGGACAUUACCGACUGAAAUCAAACUCAGUCUUGCUCUUCUGAUCUGGAGAAAUAAACGCUAGUCUUAAGGAAUAUUUAUGUCUCUUUUCCUGUCAGGGACAUAUUAAGUAUUUGUAAUCUCUGAGUUGUAAUUGGAGACGUUAUUGGGAUGUAAGAAAUGUGCGUCUUACACAAACUUUGGCACUACUGACUGAAUGGCUUUUUAUUGACAUUGGAUUGUUCAUUUUACUGUUUGAAGUACCUGAAGUGCCUUCCGCCCUCUCACACUGAGCUCAGCUUAGAACGUGCUUUUCUCUUUCAGGAAAUGACUUGGUUAUUUAUGACUCAACUUCAGUACUGAGGAGCUUGAUUCAGAAUUCAUUGAAGUAGAUUGUUGUGGGUCACUGAUAUUUUGGUGUAAUUUGGCUGUUCCCCUUCCCAUCCUGAUCAGAGUGGAUGGCAAAUAAUUAUAGUGACUUUUAGUCAUGAAACUGUUUGUAAAAUAUAGACAAUGAAAAUAAGAUACCUCCUCUGAAGACCUUUUUUUUAGACAAUAAGUGCAUGAUUGAGUGCUUGUUGUAAUAACAUGUUUGUUUUGCUAUUUAUGACUUGACUGGAUGAGAAAAUGAAAACUUUUGGAGUGUGUGUAUAUUAUUCCUCUACGAGUAGAGUAUUAAUGGUUGUUUCCCCGUAUUUACCAUAAAGCGCUGUUACAUCUGUGAAUCUUUUCAACGAGCUUACUGCAAGAGGCUAUUUAGGGCUAUUACAAAGACUUAGAUGAUAGUCUACUCCAUAGUGAACUACUGUAUGCACAUGCAUGUUUGUGUUCAUGUUUAAAAAAUGUGAGUUUUUUUUGUUCCUGUAAUAAAGUAUUUUGUUUUGUA
Molecule: messenger RNA, 2922 nt
Organism: Stegastes partitus (bicolor damselfish)
Lineage: Eukaryota; Metazoa; Chordata; Actinopteri; Pomacentridae
Gene: senp2
Product: SUMO specific peptidase 2
Exons: 17
Coding region: 118-1944 (608 amino acids)
Biological process (GO): proteolysis; protein desumoylation
Cellular component (GO): nucleus
Molecular function (GO): deSUMOylase activity
Source: RefSeq, a predicted model, not a curated record